Messenger RNA from Penaeus chinensis, 1216 nucleotides. It is a transcript of the gene Nup35, whose product is annotated as nucleoporin NUP35-like. The coding region runs from base 1 to 906 and encodes 301 amino acids. Gene Ontology annotation, molecular function: phospholipid binding; structural constituent of nuclear pore; single-stranded DNA binding. Gene Ontology annotation, cellular component: nuclear pore nuclear basket; nuclear membrane; nuclear pore central transport channel. The record is from RefSeq and is a predicted model, not a curated record. Lineage: Eukaryota; Metazoa; Arthropoda; Malacostraca; Decapoda; Penaeidae. The transcript has 9 exons. Gene Ontology annotation, biological process: nuclear pore organization; regulation of DNA-templated transcription; NLS-bearing protein import into nucleus.
AUGUCUGGUGAGGUCAGAUGGCUCCAAGCUCUUAGCCAAAAAAGGGUGUCAAUUAUUGACCAAUUCUUACGUUUAAUUACGCAGUUUUUCCUGCUAGUAGUUCCAGGAGUCAACACUAAUUCAUCACUUUCCUCAAUGAUGCUCCAAGCUGAACUGCCUCCAAGAGGGCAGACCCAGCAUGCAAGUCACCUGCAUGAGGGCCUGGUUGUUUCGGUUGAUGAUGCGAGGCCGGUUCACAGGAGCGAAUUUGGUAUUGGGUCCUUAUCUCGAGUUAAAGUGACCACUUUUAAGAUCGGCCACAAACUUGUGGGCUCAGAGACCCUCCUGUUGCGGGCGAUAGCCACGAUAGCCUUGUGUUAUUUUAAAUCAAAGUACGUCUCGGAUGAGAGGAAGCAAUUUGGAAGAACUUGUAACGACUUUCCCCUUGAACACCCCCUCAAUUCCCGGUCUCUCUGUGAUGCCCUUGAGGAUUCUUGGGUCACUGUAUUUGGCUUCCCAGCUGCUGCUGCUUCAUAUAUCUUGACACAGUUCACACAGUUAGGAACCAUCGUAGAGCAUCGUAACCCAGGAACGGGUAACUGGAUGCAUCUAAAGUACCAGACUAAAUUACAAGCCAGAAAAGCCUUGAGCAAGAAUGGGAAAGUAUUCAGUGGCAACAUCAUGGUUGGGGUUGUACCAUGUAGUGAUAAGGCAAUUACUGGAGAUAAAGAAAAUAUGUCUGCAAACCUAAGUAAUGUUAUAUCACCAGACUCCAGCAUGCUUGGAACACCAAAAUCUAAUAUGCGACCAUUGACACAGGCUUAUCAGACAGCUCAUGCAGAACAUGAGGUUGUUCCAAAGGUCAACACGCCAAAGAAGAAUGACAGCAUAGUUUCUAAAGCCAUGCAGCACAUAUUUGGGUUAUAAUGAAAUUGAAGAUAGUUGCUUUUACUUGGAGAACUUUUAAUUGCAUUAAACGGUCCAGUUAUUUUGCAGUCAGAGACUCUUUUAAAUAAAAUUUAAAAAUCUGUUAUAUGUGUAUGUGUGUGUAGUUCAAUAUCCAUUCUUCUUUUGUUAACUUAUUGCAUUUUUGAUAUGACAUAUGUAACUGCUAUGGAUUAUAUGAAAGGACAGCAGUUUAUUUUUUGUUUUUUUAUGUAUAUAUUUUACCUUCAACAUUUUCAAAAUAAAAAUUUUCAAACUCAUGAGUAAACAAACAAUAAAACUGUUUUAAUAA